This is a messenger RNA of Delphinapterus leucas (beluga whale), 5114 nucleotides long. RefSeq names its product vitamin K epoxide reductase complex subunit 1L1 (gene VKORC1L1). Gene Ontology annotation, molecular function: vitamin-K-epoxide reductase (warfarin-sensitive) activity. The record is from RefSeq and is a predicted model, not a curated record. NCBI's taxonomy places the organism in Eukaryota, Metazoa, Chordata, Mammalia, Artiodactyla, Monodontidae. Gene Ontology annotation, biological process: peptidyl-glutamic acid carboxylation; vitamin K metabolic process.
CGGCGGCGGAGGCGGUAACGGUAGCGGCGGCGGCUGGGUCGGGCCCCGACGGGCGGCGGCGGCUGAGGUGGAGGCGGAGGGAGGCGGCGGCGGCGGCGGCGAAGGAGGCGGCGGCGGCGGCGGAGGGGGGAAGAUGGCGGCGCCCGUCCUGCUGAGAGUGUCGGUGCCGCGUUGGGAGCGGGUGGCCCGGUAUGCAGUGUGCGCCGCCGGGAUCCUGCUCUCCAUCUACGCCUACCACGUGGAGCGGGAGAAGGAGCGGGACCCCGAGCACCGGGCCCUCUGCGACCUGGGGCCCUGGGUGAAGUGCUCUGCCGCCCUUGCCUCCAGAUGGGGUCGAGGAUUUGGUCUUUUGGGUUCCAUUUUUGGAAAGGAUGGUGUAUUAAACCAGCCAAACAGUGUCUUUGGACUUAUAUUUUAUAUACUACAGUUAUUACUUGGCCUGACAGCAAGUGCAGUUGCAGCUUUAAUCCUCAUGACAUCCUCCAUCAUGUCUGUAGUGGGGUCUUUGUACCUGGCCUACAUCCUGUACUUUGUGCUGAAGGAGUUUUGCAUAAUCUGCGUCAUCACAUAUGUGCUGAACUUCAUUCUUCUUAUCAUCAACUACAAACGACUAGUUUACUUGAAUGAGGCCUGGAAACGGCAACUGCAGCCCAAGCAGGACUAACCACCUGACGAACUCUUAACUGACAGUCUGAAGUCCCUUUUUCCAUUAAGUUUAUUUUGCAGCAGUUUGGUUGUUGUUGUUGUUGUUUUUUUAAUUCUUCACAACAGACACUUUCCCUAAGAAUCUUAAACUGAUUUUUUAAAAUCCUGUAAAUUAGAAGGAGCUCUAGCUAUUUUCUGUGUCAAUCUUCAUUUUAAAUAUGGAUACAAAAAAAAAAAAAGAAAAAAAGAGGAUACGCCGAGCCAAUCAAAGACAAGCUUUAACUUUACUUUGGAGAUGUUUCUGAAAUAAUAAAUGUAGCCCUAGCCUCCUUCCCUCAAUGUAAAGUGAGCAACCAUUGCUAGUAAUUCUCUAAUGUGUAUAAAUUACAUUUCAGCUAUAACAAAUGUGAUCAUGACAUGAAAAUAUUUUAGAAUAGAUACUGUAUUAAAUAUUGCCAUGUUUACAAUAUGUAAUGUUUUUAGCUGAUGGAUUUAAACAUGUAGAUUCAACUAGAAUCCAUUCAUGUGAUAUUUGUAAAUAAAGGUAGAACUAUUGGAUCCAUCCCUGCAGAACUUACUGUACAGUUUAGUUGAAGUGUAGCAAUGAAGAAAUGUCAGCUUAACGUUGACUGAAGAAAUAGUGAAAAUAGUAAGUCCAUACAGAGCAUCUUGUGAAAAGCACUGAGAGCUGUGGGUCUAGCAUUGACAGCAAAAAUAAUAGGGUGAUUGGUUCCCUUUCAUCUCCUUCCUCUGAAAGGAGGAAACUAAAUUUGGACAUUCAAGUCAAGCUUGUACCUAGUCAUAAAACUGGAUCAAUUAUAACCUUACAGAAUGAGUCAUGUGACCAGACUUUCAAGUCCAAGGCCUUCAGGGUACUAAAGAUGGGAAAAUGGGUAGAUUUCUUUGGAGAAAAGCUGGUAAUAUUAAUAUGGCAUUUUUAGGUAAAAUCUCUUACAACAGUUGAAUUUUCAUGCAGAUAAUUUUCCUUAACAUUGGUGCCAGUCAACCAAACAGUAUUGACUUUGAAAUCAUCAGUAGAAGCCCAGUCGCUCCAGAGCAGGAUUGCUCUUGGGUAGCUCUGUAGUGUUUUCCCUGCUUCUUUCUACACUAAUUAACCAGACGUCUAGUUUAAUUGUUUUAGAGUCAGAUACUGGAUUUGUAAACUUUAGGGCUGACAUGCUGCUCAGUUUGCUUAACUGGGAGAGGAGUACUAAAGGUAGAAAUAUCUCAAGGUGAAAUACAGUACUCUUUCUAAUAACUACCCAAAUGCAGAGUUUGUGAAAGUGAUCUGAAUAAGCCCAAAUGAAAUAGUGACAGUAUGUUUCUAUGGUUAACAUCUUAUAUCAGAUUGUUAAAAGUGCCUUCUGUCUUAAAUCUCAAACCAAAUAUUUUGUGUGUUGAACUUGGGCAGAAGUGUCCUUCCUUCCUUUCUUAGCAUGAAGUAGAAAACUUGCAUUCUAUAGAAAGGUUCCGUAUGAUCAUUUUAUUCCUUAGAUUGAGAAGUAGUAGCCAUGUUUUUGCCUCCAAUUCCAUUCAUCAUUAUGUUAAAAAGAGACCGGGUAACUUUUGAGUGCUUUAUUUGCCUUCUUUUGAAGGGAGGGGACAGGCUCUGCUCUGUAAACUGUAACGUGCAGAGUCAGCAACUGUUCAGCAGUUUCCAACUAACUGUCAUAAUUGAUGCAGUGUAUUCUUCUGGCCCAAGGCAGGUAUAAAAUCUGAGUUGUAAUGUACUUUCAACCAGUUUAAACCAGUUUUGUAAAAGAUAGCUUAAUUCAGAUUUCAUCAAGGCUUAUGUUCUCCCAAGAAUGUGAAUAUUUCAAUGCCUGUUUUAUUAUCUAUGUAUUGUUCUUGUUUCUAUAGUUAAAGAACUCUAGAAAGCAUUGAUUAGAUGUCUGAUAUUUAUGGAGAAACAAGUCCUAAUGCUGGAAAACCGUGCAACGAGGUCGUCUUGUAGCAGUGCUUCCCGUCUACCCAGCAGUUUACUGCUUCUCUUUUCUCCGCUAGAGUGGAACUGGCUUCACGGUGAAGACUUCGUGGUAUAUAUAACUCUGGUCGUGCUAAACAAGUUCCUCGUGUACCAAUUUAAAAUUGUUUUUCACCAUAUUUUGUAUCAAUCAGUUAGAGUAGAGUUAAAGCUUGUCUUGAUGUUGCGUUCUUGCGAACAUCUUCAACUCUUACAUGAGAGAACGUCAGUGUUCAGCCAGACCCUUCGAGUUUUUCCUUUGCUUUUCUAAGCCUUGGGUAAACCACUGUUUCAGUUGUAGAAAAAUUGUUGCCACAUUCCUAUGACCCCAGAAUUAAUAUCCUUCUUUUCACUGGGUAAUGACCAUGUGCUGCCUGAAAUACCAGCGCGGUGACGCCUGUUUCGCUGUAAGCAAAGGACCCGCCCCCGUCCCCCGCGCCUCCCCUCCCCCAUGCGUGUGAUUUGGUAUUUUUGCCCGGGAAGAAUUUAGGCUUCCCUCUACAUCCUCAAUUACACCCCAGAAGAGGGGGAAAACCCCAUGUUAUAAAAUCUGAGGGCUAUUUUGACUAUUUUAUCUUUUUUUUUUUUUUGCGCGGUACGCAGGCCUCUCACUGCUGUGGCCUCUCCCGUUGCGGAGCACAGGCUCCGGACGCGCAGGCUCAGCGGCCAUGGCUCACGGGCCCAGCCGCUCCGCGGCAUGUGGGAUCUUCCCGAACCGGGGCACGAACCCGCAUCCCCCGCGUCGGCAGGCGGACUCUCAACCACUGCGCCACCAGGGAAGCCCCCUAUUUUGACUAUUUUAGACAGAAUAUUUAAACACUGCAACAUUAUUAGCCACCAAUGUGGAAGAACAGAUUAGGGAAGAAACUGAAUUUCUGCUUCUUGGUUUUCAAAAUGACUUGUAACAACGAAGCCUCUUAUCUAUUUGACAGUCCUAUCAUUUGAAGAAAUAAGAGAAGUUGUAGUUAGAUGAUAAAUUCUAGGGAAUCUAGGUGGUUUGGAGGAUUUGGUAUUUUUCAUUGCAGCUAGUUGCUAUCAGUGAGGGUAAACGUCUGGUGAAAUAACUCAGGUUUGACUAGCUGUGUGCCAGGAAUUACUUUUACUUGAUGUAUAGAGCCUCUCCUUAAAUCCAUUACUUCUAAGGAUGUUGAAAGCAUUGACUAUUUUCUUACAAAGAGACAAAGAUCUAUCAUUUGGUACAAGAGAUCCUUGGACCUACUAGGUAGGAUACAGGACGAAGACUACAGUGAAAUUAAAACUGUUAGUUGGCUUUAGUUUUCUUGUAUUUCAUUUAUUUUUAAGACUAUCAGCAAAAGUGCAAAGUUGUCUUCAGCAAAGCUUGACACCAAUGAAUGCUGACAGAUCUUGUCCUGAAAAAUCAGUAUUGAACAAAUGCCAACAAGAAACCCACUAUUAUUUUUGGUAACCUAUUUGGGAAGGAAUACCUGAUAUUCAGUCUUUGUCCUCGUGUAUUUCUCCCCAACAGGCAAGCACUGGUGAAACAUUUCUAUUCAGAUAUUUUAGGCAGCACUUAUGAUUCCUAAUUUGUGAGAGCUACCCUUCAAUAAAUCAAAGGGGGCGGGGGUAGGAGUCCAGGCUACUUGGUUAAACAUUUUUUUUGACAAAUUAGCCCAGAAAAGGUGAAAUGUUUUGUUAUAAAACUAUUAAGCAUGGCCUAAGUAUUAGGUGUAUGAUCUGUAUAGUACGUUCCAUCAAAAAUAUUUAUUACUAGUGCUUUAAGCUCCAGAGUAAACAUUCAUUUAAAAUGGAGUUCACUGGGCAGAUUUCCCCUUUAAUAUAGAUAGAAAUACUCUUUAUCAGAGAUUUAGGACACAGUUUUGCUAACUGGUAAAAACAAAUGUAAAUAUGUAAGAAUGUUUAUUUGUUGCACAUAACUUUUUGGUAUAAAAUAAAUGUAGAAGUUACCUGUGGAAGUUGUGCUGCCCUCAUUCUUAUACUGCAGUACUGCAUUUCAAAAAAGAAGCAGAAAUGAAUUCAGUCUUAUAAAUUAUUCUUGAAAUUGUUUCUGUAGCUUCAUUUCUACGUGUACUGAAAUGUAUUUCUACAGGUGUACUGGGUUGAUUCUUCUCUUAAAUUAUAUGUAACUUAGAGAAGACACACGCAGAAUUCUCAGAGAUUCUAGUUCUUGGAAUUCCUGUUGAUUUAUGAUGUAUGUGGUUGUCCAGAAUUAAUGAAAAAGAUGUUACUGCUUAACAGCUGUCUUCCCACUGCUUUACUUUAGCUCAUCUCGAACACUCCACUGUUAUCAUCUAAAAAGUUAACAUCUGUAAGAAAGAUGAUUCCAUUUGAAAUGCAGUUAGCCAUAGUUUAUUGAAUAGAACAAAUGUGCCCUGUGUUAGAACCUUAGGACUUAAGAAAUGGACCUUACCUCUAAUUUGUAAAACAUUUAAGUGUGUUUGUGAUGUUUAAUUUUUUUUUUUAAUGUUUGUCAAGUAAAGAGUUUUAUAUAUUAUUCCUUGACAUUAAACUGGAACACAAAACUUGA